Molecule: messenger RNA, 1908 nt
Organism: Calidris pugnax (ruff)
Lineage: Eukaryota; Metazoa; Chordata; Aves; Charadriiformes; Scolopacidae
Product: transcription factor HIVEP2-like
Exons: 3
Coding region: 52-1866 (604 amino acids)
Biological process (GO): regulation of transcription by RNA polymerase II
Cellular component (GO): nucleus
Molecular function (GO): DNA-binding transcription factor activity, RNA polymerase II-specific; RNA polymerase II cis-regulatory region sequence-specific DNA binding
Source: RefSeq, a predicted model, not a curated record
UUGUCCGUUAAUUAGAUUAAUCUCUGAUCCAUAGGAAAUCUGACAAAACAUAUGAAGUCUAAAGCACACAUGAAAAAAUGCCUGGAGCUUGGAGUAUCAAUGACAUCCGUAGAUGAUGCUGAAACAGAAGAAGCAGAAAACAUGGAGGACAUGCAGCAGGAGGCAGAGAAGAGCAGCAACUUGGCAGGCCUGUCAGCAGAGCACCAGUUUUCUGACGCGGAGGAGUCGGACGGUGAGGAUGGCGACGAUAACGACGACGACGAUGAGGAUGAGGAUGAUUUUGAUGAUACUCAGGGAGACUCGACACCAAAAACCAGAUCAAGAAGCACCAGCCCGCAGCCCCCUCGGUUCUCCUCCCUGUCGGUGAACUCGGCUGGGGCAUCACAGGGGGCUUCCCCUGAAGGCUCCCUUUCCGUGGGACACUCCUCCCUCAUCAGUUACUUGGUCACCUUACCUAGCAUUCAGGUUACUCAGCUUAUAACAUCGAGCGACUCCUGUGAAGACACACAGAUGACAGAAUAUCAGAGGUUUUUCCAGAGCAAGAGUACCGAUUCAGAGCCCGAUAAAGACCGGUUGGACAUACCUAGUUGCAUGGAUGAGGAUUACGCGCUUUCGUUAGACCCCAGUUCGUCUCCAAGGGACCUCUCACCUUCCAGUCGACAGUCGUCACCCAGCUACGAUUCUUCACCCUAUAGAGAUAACUCACCAAAGAGGUAUUUAAUGCCAAAAGGGGAUUUGUCACCCAGAAGGCAUCUGUCACCCCGAAGAGAUAUUUCACCCAUGAGGCACCUUUCCCCACGGAAGGAGUCUGUGCUGAGGAGAGAGUUAUCGCCAAGACGGGACGUGUCACCAAGACGUCACCUAUCGCCCAGGAGACCCAUGUCACCAGGGAAAGACACGUCUGUUCGAAGAGAUUUGUCUCCCAGGCGAGAGAGGAGAUACAUGGCCUCCGUUAGAGCAGCAUCUCCCCGGAGGGGCUUAUACCAUAAUCCAGCGUUGUCCAUGGGUCAAUAUUUACAGUCUGAAUCUAUUCCAGUGGGGCAUUCAAGAAGGGGGUUGUCUCAGGGGCCUUACUUCAACGUAUAUGGAGAAAAAGGAGGUGUGGAGCACCGUGGGUCUAGCCCGUUCCCCGAAGGUCCGAGCGACUACGUCUUCAGCCACCUUCCCCUACACUCCCAGCAGCAGAUCCGAGCGCCCAUCCCCAUGAUGCCCAUCGGGGGGAUCCAGAUGGUCCAUUCAGUACCGGUGGCCCUUUCAGGUUUACAUCCUCCGUCCGCUCUGGCCCUGCAGAGGGAGGGCUCCGAGGAGAAGCCAAGAGGGACGGGGGAAAUCCUUACGAAAGAACCGUACGGCGUCUCCAAGCACCACGAGAAGCGUACCUCUCCGCACAGCUUGCACCCCGCCGCUCCCCCCAGCGCCCCGUCCUCUCCGCUGCUGCUGCUGGCGCAGAGCACGUCGGAGGAGAGCGUGGUAGCGACCGAGAGGGAGCAGGAGGAGAACAUACAGACUUGUACAAAAGCCAUAGCCUCUCUGCGAAUCGCCACAGAAGAAGCCGUUCUGCACGGGGCGGAGCAGCUGCAGAGGCCCUCCGAGCCUCCCCAGAAACCUUUAGAAAGUGCACAUUUUAGCAUUAAACACUUUAGUGGAUCUGAGCCGGGCCAGACCUGUGCCUCAGCCACCCAUCCUGACUUGCACGGUGGUGAACAGGACAGUUUUGGUACAUCACAGACUGCGUUAGCCCAUCCCACCUUUUACAGCAAGAGCUUUGUGGACGUCCGGCAGUUGGGCUUUCACAGCAGGAGCGAGCCCCCAUCAAGCACACAGGAAAGAAAAGAUCCGUCAUCCGAGAAGAGCAAGCCACAUUGAUCUGAGAUGCAUGGAGACUUUCACCCAUACAUUUUACCCCAC